AUGUACCAACUGUUUGGAGACCUUGUUCUUGACCCACCCCCACCAGAUCGACUGGAAGCCAUCAAGGAGCUGGAGCCAUACCUCCGUGAUCUCGAAAGUCGCGAGAAGCUAGUGGUCGAUCGCGAUGAAAUCCACAGAAAGGUUUCGAGUUUCCGACUUGAUGAAACUCAGAAAUGGAAAGAGAUGGCUCAAGAAGGGUGCCCGAAGCGAGUCGCCGAACACAUCGUGACAACCACAGGGUCCUGGGAGGCAAGACGUAGCCACCAGAUGCAUGUCCCAUCGUACACCUCACUGAAUAUUCCAAAUGGUGAAACUGGUGAUCCAACAAGCCCCUGCCCCGCGUUGAUCAUGGCCAAUAAAUUCGAUCCCGAGACGCAUUUUAUAUAUGAUCACUUCCAUCGCAGGGAAGAAUCGGAUUUUAGUCCAUUCAAAGGCUAUCCGGAUCAUAUCAGAGAAUUGCACGAAGAGCACACGGCUUGGAUCAGAGCCACGAAUCAAGCAAAGGUGGAAAUAAUCUACAAACGCUUUGGGGCGAGUACGAUCGUGUUUGGCUCCAUUUCGAAUGGAGAAGCCCAGAGAGAAAACAGCUCUCUAAGAUACUCCUCUUCGCACUCCACCCCCAACGAUUCCUCAAUUUACCCAGCGGACUUGCUGAAGAAACCGCUACACAAGACAAACUUCACUCCUGUGCCUGCAAACUCGCCGGGCUUCCUUACAUCGCCAACUACUACUCGUCAAGAGAGUGGAAGUCGAUGA
Penicillium canescens is the source of this 756-nucleotide messenger RNA. Its product is annotated as Ras association (RalGDS/AF-6) domain family protein. The transcript is spliced from 3 exons. The record is from RefSeq and is a predicted model, not a curated record. Bases 1 to 756 code for a protein of 251 amino acids. NCBI's taxonomy places the organism in Eukaryota, Fungi, Ascomycota, Eurotiomycetes, Eurotiales, Aspergillaceae.